AUGUCCAGCGACCCCUACCACACCUUCGCCGCAGACCUGCGCAAGGCGCUCGCCAGCGCCUCGGAGCGCGCCUCUGCGCUCUCGCGCGCCCGCAGCUCCGGCGCCGCGCGCGACGCCCAGCGCAACGCCCACGACGAGCUGCUGGAUGCGCUCGAGGCGCUGCAGGCCGACAUUGAGGAUGUGCGGCAGAGUGUGGUGGUCGUCGCACGCACGCCGGAACGCUUUGGUGUGGAACAUGCGGAGUUGGAACGGAGGAGAGCGUUCGUGAAGGAGUGCGAGGAGGAGUGGCAGAGGCUUUCGCGCGCUGCGGGAUCGAGACCGUCUAUGGGAGCGCGAGGCGCUGAUAUGGAAGAGGGCGCGGCCGAAGACGAUGAUGUGGAGGCUUUCGAGCGGGAGCAGCAGCAGCUGAGCUUCGCUGGCUCCAUCCUUCAGUCGCUGCUGGCAAAGCAAGACUCCACCCUCUCGAUGAUCGGGCGCUCCAUCACGACGCUGCGGGACCAAGCCUCGACGAUGGGGCACGAGAUUGCAGAGCAAGUCGAGCUCGUCACGACGUUCGACACUGAGGUGGAGCAGAGCCAGAGCCGCUUGAAGCGCGCCAUGGGCCGCAUGGACGAGCUCGCGAGAAGGAGCGAUGAGCGCUGUGGAGGGUGGCGCUCUUCUUCGUCCUGCUCCUCGUCGUCCUCAUCUAGCUCGGACCACGGACCGCGAGCAGCGGCCGCGCGGCUUGCCAAGCGCUUCGUCUCUGCUUGA
Tilletiopsis washingtonensis is the source of this 750-nucleotide messenger RNA. RefSeq lists its product as hypothetical. Bases 1 to 750 code for a protein of 249 amino acids. Gene Ontology annotation, molecular function: SNAP receptor activity. The transcript is spliced from 4 exons. NCBI's taxonomy places the organism in Eukaryota, Fungi, Basidiomycota, Exobasidiomycetes, Entylomatales. Gene Ontology annotation, biological process: Golgi vesicle transport; intracellular protein transport. The record is from RefSeq and is a predicted model, not a curated record. Gene Ontology annotation, cellular component: membrane.